GGAGUGCUCUCUUUCUCCGGUGCUUUCUCAAUAAAUUUAUCAUUCCCAGCUUGUUGUGGCUUUAGUUUUGCAACACAUUUUACCCAUAGCUUAGCUAACUUGGCAGAGCUGCCACAGUAUGGUCAGUGGGUAGUCUCUCAUGGCUUCCAUGGUGAUCCAAACCUCCUCAACCUCUACUCCUCCUCCUCCACCUUUGAACCAUCCAAUAAAAUAUGAUGUUUUUUUGAGUUUUAGAGGUGCGGACACCCGCACAAAAUUUACAGACCAUUUAUACAAUGCAUUACAUGUUCAGGAAGGCAUCCCCACCUUUAGGGAUUCUGAAGAGCUCGAGAAGGGAGAAGAUCUUUCACAACUCUUUGAGGCAAUUGAAAAAUCGAAAAUUGCAGUUGUCAUUCUUUCAAGUAACUAUGCUUCUUCGACAUGGUGUUUGAGAGAAGUUGCCAAGAUUGCCGAAUGCAGAAAUAAGACCGGACUCAUCGCUUUGCCGGUAUUCUAUGAGAUCGAACCAACCCAGGUACGAAGCCAGACAGGAAGUUUCAAGAAAUACUUUGAUGAACAUGAACAGAAAUACAAGGACAGCACAGAGAAGGUCGAUAUUUGGAGGAAAGCGUUGACUGAAAUAGGUGGUCUCUCCGGAUGGGAUUUAAAAGAAGUCAGGUCGGAGACCACUGUUAUUAAAGAGAUAGUAAAAUGUGUCGACACAAAAUGGAAGCUCAAAUUUAAUCCUGCAUUCUCAAUUGAGGAUUCCAAGGAUUUUGUUGGGAUGGAUCACACGAUCCAAAUCGAAUUGGACUUGGAUAUAGAGAUGUUGGACAAAAUCGUUGUCAUUGGAAUUUGGGGGGUGCCGGGAGUAGGUAAGACAACGAUUGCAGAAGUUGUGUUUCGAAGAAAUUGGCACCAUUUUGAAGCUAACAGUUUCCUUGCUAAUGUUGGAGAGAUACAUGAGGAGAAGGGACUAUUGCAUAUACAGAAGCAACUUUAUCGCGACUUGUUGGAUAGCAAAGUUAUAACUAUGAAAGAUGUCACUGCGGCAAGAAGAAAAUUGAGACACAAAAAGGUGCUUAUCAUUCUUGAUGGUGUGACUGAGUUAGAUACUGUUGUUGAGCUAGUAGGAAUUGGUGGUAAAGAAUUAAACGAAUGGUUUGGUCUAGGCAGUAGAAUCAUUAUAACCACAAUAGACAAAAAGUUGUUGGAGGAUUUUGAGGCAAAAACACACGAGGUUGAGACACUUUCUGAAAAUGAGUCUCGUGUGCUCUUCUUCCGGAAAGCCUUCAAGAAAGGCCAUCCUCUGCAUGAUUGUACUGAGUUGGACUUCAAGUUCAAGAUAGAUCAUACUAUGCGUCAGUAUGUUGAGUUGUCUUACAAAUUUGUGGAUUUAACUGACGGUCUUCCUUUGGCUAUUGUAGUUUUGGGAAGAUUGUUAUUGAACAGAUCUUUGGCCCAAUGGGAUGCUGAACUUCGCACACUAGAAGCUAAUCAUGUUUCUAAUGAUAAGAAAUCUUUUGCGAUUCUUAAGCUAUGUAUUGAUGGAUUACGUGAUCGAGGAAAGGAAAUUUUCUUGGACAUUGCAUGCUUCUUUAAAGGAGAUGACAAAAAACGUGUAGAAAGGAUAUUUGAAAGCUGUGGCCACAAUCCAGGCAUUGAAUUGGACAUUCUCGUUGAGAAAUCUGUAGUAACAAUUGUGGGAGGAAAAUUGUGGAUGCAUGAUUUACUACAAGAAGCUGGCCAGAAAAUGGUUAUUCAAGAAUCCAAAAGACUAUGGAAACGCAGCAGAUUGUGGGAUCAUGAAGAAGCCAUUUCUGUACUUAAACAUGAUAAGGGAACAAGCGCUGUCAAAGGUAUUUUCUUAAGCUCACCUCAACUCUGCAAAGUGCGAUUGAAGGCCGACUCAUUUUCAAAAAUGGACUUUCUUAGAUUGUUGAAAAUAAAGAAUGUGAAAUUUUCUGGAUGCCAUGAAUACGAUCUUUCAAAUAAAUUAAGCUUCUUGGAAUGGCAUGACUUUCCUUCAACAUUUCUGCCAUCUGAGUUUGAACCGAAGAAUCUUGUUGAGCUGCACUUGCCUCGAAGCCAAGUAGAGCAAUUAUGGGAGGAUAAUAUAACGCCUCCUUUGGAAAAGUUGGUUGUAAUGGACCUUAGUAAUUGCAAAGAGUUGACCACUACCCCAGACUUCCAGUCAGUGCCAAAUCUUGAGAGCCUAGUCCUCAAAGGUUGUACAAGAUUGUCUGAGGUAGACCUAACCAAUGGAGAUCAGCUCCAAAAGCUCAUUUCAUUGAAUCUGGAAGGUUGUGAGUCUCUUAGUAGUCUUCCCAACGGUAUCUGCAGCUUGAGAUCUCUCACAACUUUCAUUCUUUCGGGAUGUUCCAGACUUGCAAAUCUUCCGGAGAAGAUUGGGGAAAACAUGAAACAAUUAUCCGGACUUGAUUUGGAGGGGACAGCUAUAAAAGGGCUACCAACAUCAAUUAAGCACUUGACUGGUCUUAUUCAGCUCAAUCUAAAAGACUGCAAGAACCUUUUAAGUCUGCCAGCCGUCAUUUGUAGUUUGACAAAACUUCAAGUUCUCAACCUAUCUGGCUGCUCAAAUCUUGCUGAGUUACCAGAAAACUUGGGAAGUUUAGUAGGUUUGAAGGAACUUGAUGCAAGCAGAAGUUGUAUAAGACAAGUACCUUCCUCCAUUCUACUUCUGAAGGACCUUGAAAGUUUAUCUUUUUGUGGAUGUGCAGGUUUGCAGCCAUCAGCAUGUCCCAUAGGUUUGCAGUUGCCUGCUUCAUUCUCGGGAUUAGAUUCUUUGACAAAAUUAGAUCUAAGCUAUUGCAAACUGUCUGAUGGAGCAAUCCCUGCUGAUCUUCACUGCUUAUCUUCACUUAAUCAUCUAAGUUUAAGUGGGAAUAGUUUAGUGAGUGUACCGGAAAGCAUCACUAAACUUUCUAAGCUUGAAGUCCUUCUAUUGAAUGAUUGUAGCGAGCUUCGAUCAUUACCAGAUCUUCCAUCAAGUAUACGACGUGUUUUUGCACGGAAUUGUCCUCUGCUCAGAACUUAUUCAAAUAAAUUAACUGUGUGGAGUUCAACUGCUACAGGAUUUUGUUUCAUAAAUUCCCAAAGUAGUGAAGAACGUAAACUUCAGAGGAUUCCGAUAUCAGAACAACAUCUUCUGCGGCCUCAUUUGCAAAAGUUCUAUGAGGAUAUAAUUUAUAAAGGUUGUGGUUUUGAAUAUAUUACUCCUCACACUGAAAUUCCAUCAUGGUUCGGUCACCCGGGUACAGGGUCGUCUGUAACACUCAAGCUACCUCUAGAUUAUUUCGAUGGCAAACGUGAGUUGAUGCGACUUGCUCUAUGUUUUGUUUAUGAAGCGCAGGAGCAUGAGAAUAUGGAAUCAACAGCUUCUAACAUCUCGGCUCAGGAAGUAAAAUAUAGUUGCAAUUACAGUUGUCGCUUGUCCACAUAUGGAGGUCCUCAUGAUGACUGUCCCCUCCUCGUGUGUAAACUCAUGGAUCAUGAUUAUGUUGGAUCUUUUCGACAUUGGGUCUAUAUAGCAGGGGGGCUGUUUGCAGAAAGGUUAAUCAAACGCUCUGUUCGGGCUGAAGUUAUAAUCAACAGACCACGGGUGAAAGUGAAAGCCUGUCGGGCAAGUCUAAUAUACUCUGGAGGUGUGACAGAAUUUGUUUGGAAUUUGAAUCUCCGUGAUGAAAUUCAUAUGAGAAAUCUGUCGAGUGGGGAUCAAAAGGAAAAAUCUGACGAUGAGUUUAAUAAACAAGAACAAGAAACUAUUUGUGAUCAUCAGCUGGAACUAAAACAUGUACCUGUCCAAUAUCAGGCCCAAAUGAACCGCAUGAUCUCAUUGUAUGAUACUAAGCGAAGUUACAAGCAAUCCCUUGACCAUGAUGCCGGAUCAUCUAGUAGAACCAGCAGCAGCACUGAAGAACCUCAUCAAAGAUUAGAAAUACCAAAAUCCAAUGAUCAGUCCAACAAACAAGAUCAAGAGACUAAUUAUGGUUGUGCUACAGACAAAAGAUUCUUGAUUGAAAUUGAACCACACAAUUCAAGAGAUAGUUCAACUUCAACCACGAUCUUUGAUGAUCAAUUGAGAACAAAUGUAGAGCCAUUCCUUGAGGAACUAUUUGAGCUAGGAGGCAAAGCACGUCGCAACGAUUUAGGUUUCAUUUUCCCUCUCCGAGCAAUUUUGCCGUGGUUUAAUCAUCAAUGCAUUGGGAACGUAUUCAUUCCAGAAAAAGAAAGAAUUGGGAGUUCAGUAAGCCUACCUCUUCCUCUAGAAUUGUAUAACAAUAAGGAAUGGGUAGGAUUUGCUGUAUAUGUGGCCUUCACUCUGCCUCCAGGUGUUUCACUUGAAAAAUCAUGUUGCUUCAAGUCUGUAUUGUAUACUAGUGAUGGACAUUUUUAUUGCCUAAAAUUAUCGGCGGCUUGUGAAGACAAUUUUAGGGGAGCACAUCGACUCCUUGUCAUCCAUAUACCACGAGGGCGUUUUAAAAAACAGUUGAAUGAGUGCGUGGGAAUUCGUGCUGCUUUUGUCUCCUCAACUCCAAGUGUGGAGGCUGAGAUGUGUGGGAUCCGUGUAGUAUACGAGCAAGAUUUGAAAGGGUUAAUCCAAACAAUUACCCAAUGCACCACAAGAAAUCCGCCUGCAGUUUACUAUGGACUAGCUCAUUCAUUCGUGCCAGAUGGAAGAGAUUCUUUCAUGUUAGCUAUUAUGGAGGAUAAUUUGAUUGAAGCAGCUAAAUCCAGCAAAAGGAAGCUUUCAACCUUGCAAGAGCCUUUAACAGAUUCAAAGUUCCUCAGUGGUCAACAAAUUUACUUAGAGAUAGAGGCUGGAACUCCAUACAUGCCGCACAAGUUCAAAAAUUCCAUAGUUGACUGGAAAAAAAACCUUGAGCUUUUGCUUGAAUGUUUCUUUACCCUUUCUGAUCUAUCUAUUAAUCUCACUCUUCACAGAAGCACAACCUCUUUCUCAAGGGAUUUUGAUCCUUGUUCUGGUAUUUUCCUUCAAAGAGAAAUUCCAGAGUGGUUCACACGACAAUAUCCCUCCGAGAGUAUGGUGUUGGAACUUCCUCCAAAUUUGGAAAAUGAUUUGAAUUUCAAUGGACUUGUUGUAUGUGCUGCCUUUUCUGUCCAUGCCUCUGAAGCUGACGUCCUCAAAUAUCUGAAAUCAGGACUCCAUCCCCAACUUACGUGCCAUUUCCAAAAUUUGAGUUCUGAAUCUUCUGAUCAAUCUUAUGGUCUUACAGCUCCCAUGAUUGAUACCAGUCCCGAGAACAAAUUCAUGUGGUUAUAUCGCAGAGGAUUCAUUUGGCAGGAAUACCUACCCCGUGACUUAUUUAAGGAUCUGCUGCAUAAAGAUUCUUCAGUCAAGGUUUCAUUUAGGAGUGAUUCUUCCCAAGUCUUGGAGGUACAGAAAUGUAGCUUCCGCAUCUUAUACAAGCAAGAUGUGGAAAAAUUCCAGCAAAUGUUAAUAGAGUGCUUUGCCUCCUUCUUUGACAAUUACGACAUCAUUCGAGCAUAUUUAGUACAGGAUUCUGGAGAUUACAGCCACUUAAAUCAUCAUGCAGUUACACCUUUUUGUCAGGGUGAGACUAGUGGAAAAGCCAAUGAUCAGCUGGAACUAGGACAUGUACCUGUCCAAUAUCAGCCCCAAAUGGACAGCAUGAUCUCUUUGUAUGAUACUAAAGGAAGUAACAUGCAAUCCCUUGACCAUGAUGCAGGAUCAUCUAGUAGAACUGGCAGCAGUACUGAAGAACCUCUUCAAAUAUUAGAAAGACCAGAAUCCAAUGAUCGGUCCGAUGAACAAGUGCACGGAACUAAUUCUGACCUUACACAUGUAGCAGAAUGUGGUUAUGCUUCAGACACUAUAUUCUUGAUUGAAAUUGAACCACACACUUCAAGAGAUAAUUCAAGUUCAACCAAGAUUGUUGGUGGUCAAUUGAGAACAAAUGUAGAGUCAUUCCUUGAAGAACUAUUUGAGCUGGGAGGCAAAGCACGUCGCUAUGAUUUAGGUUUCAUUUUCUCUCUUCGAGCAAUUUUACCGUGGUUUAAACAUCAAGGCAUUGGGGACGUGAUAGGUGUACCUCUUCCUCUAGAAUUGUAUAACAACAAGGAAUGCAUAGGAUUUUCUCUAUAUGUGAUCUUCACUCUGCCCCCAGGUGCUUGGCUUAAAGAAGGUUCUUGUUUUAAAAUUGAGUUUACUGAAGAGCCAAGGUAUUGCCUAAACUUAGCGUCCGCUGGUGAAGACAAUUUCAGGGGUUCACAUCGACUCCUGGUUAUUCACAUACCACAAAGACAUUUUGGAGAACAGUUGAACCAGUGGAGUACCAUUCGUGCUUCUUUUGAAUCCCUUAUGCCAGGUGUGGAGGUUGAGAUGUGUGGCAUGCGUGUAGUAUACCAGGAAAAUUUGAAAGGGUUAAUCCAAACAAUUACCAACUGCACAAUAUGCAGUCCCCCUGCUUACUAUGGACUUGCCCAACCAUUUGUGCCGGGAAGGUGGUCUUAUGUGUUCACACACAUGAGGAAUAGUUUGGUUGAAGCAGCUAAAUCCAGCAAGAGGAAGCUUUCAACCUUGCAAGAGCCUUUAACAGAUUUAAAAUCCAUCCAAGGAAUUCAGUUACUGAUACUUGCUGCAACUCCAUUUACUUCACUCAAGAAAACAGAAACAGUAAUCAAGUGGAAAAGAAACCUUAAGCUUUUGCUUCAACGUUUCUUAACCCUUUCUGGUCUAUCAAUAAGUCUCAUUCUUAGAGGAGGCAGAAUUUCUUUCUCAGAGGAUCAUAAUCUUCAUACUGGUAUUUUCUUUCAAAAGGAAAUUCCAGACUGGUUUACACCACAUCACUCUGCCAGUAUGGUGCCCGAACUUCCUCCAGAUUUGGAAAAUGAUAUGAAUUUGAUGGGUUUUGUUGUAUGUGCUGCCUUUUCAGUCCACGCCUCUAAAGCUGAUGUCCUCAAAUAUCUGGAUUCGGGACACCAUCCCGAACUUAUGUGCCAUUUCCAAUCAAGUUCUGACUAUUCUGGUGUAGUAGUUCGUAACAUGGUUGGCAUCAGUCCGAAGAACAAAUUCAUGUGGUUUUAUCGUAGAGGAUUCAUUUGGCUGCAUUACGUGCCCCGUCACAAUGUUGAGCAUCUCUUCAAUAAACUAUCUGAACUAGAGGUUUCAUUUGAGAGUGAUUCUCCCCAAGUAUUGGCAGUACAGAAAUGUAGCUUCCGUUUCUUAUACAAGCAAGAUGUAGAAGGAUUUAAUCAAACAAUAAUAGAGUGCUUUACCUCCUUCUUUGACAACGGGGAUAUCAUUAAGCCAUAUAUAGAAGAAGAGGACUCUGGACAUAAUAAGUGGCCAAAUCAUGGAGAUGAGAUGGGACCAUCUAGUACAACUGGUGGCAACAUUGUCAUUGAGCAAACUCACAAUGAGAGAUUAGAUGUACCCAUAACUGAUGGGAAGGGGAAAGGCCCUUCUGAUGUCUCCUCAGUUGAAGCAGAUGAGAGAGAUUAUUAUGGAACUACAGCUGUUUGUCAGGGUGAAACUAGUGGACAAGCAGCCAGUCAUCAACUGGAACUAGUUACACAUGUAGUAGAAGAAGAACAUGGUUCUAGUACUUCUCCUCAACAGCUAAUCCCAUUCUUAUCUGAAAUUGAACCUCCCGCCUCAACAGGUUCAAGUUCAACAAGAUUUGAAGGUGAUCAGUUCAGAGCUAGUGGAAAAUGCAGUGAUCAGCUGGAACUAGUUACACAUGUAGUAGAAGAAGAACACGGUUCUAGUUGUCCUCCGGAGCUAAUACCAUUCUUAUUUGAAAUUGAACCUUCCGUCCCAACAGAUUCAAGUCCAACCAAAUUUGAAGGUGAUCAGUUCAGAACAAAUGUGGAGACUUUGCUCGCAGUAAUGUUUCGAGAUAAGAUCAAAGGAUAUGACUUUGAACAUGGUUUUAUUUUAUCUCCGAGAGUUGGAGCAAUUUUGCCAUGGUUUAAUCACCAAACCAUUGGGAGCGAAGCACUAGUACUUCAUCUUCCUCCGGAUUUAUACAACGAUAAGAAAUGGGCAGGGUUAGCUCUAUAUGUUGCUUUCACUGUGCCCCCAGGUUAUACGGAAAACAUUCUAUGUCGCUGUUCUUUGUCUACCUCUGCAGGACAUGCAGAAGCGAUCACAAUAGCAUGCUCCCAAGGCAAUUUUUCCGGAUCACGACGACUCUGUUUCAUUCAUAAACCGCGUGCACGUUUUCCAGAACAGUGGAAUACGUGUAGUUACAUUUCUGCCUUCUUUGAAGUCCUUACUCCAGUUGUGGAUGUUGAGAUGUGUGGGAUCCAUCUACUAUACGAGCAAGAUCUGAUAGGGAUAAUCCAAACAAUUACCCACUGCACUAUCAGGAGUCCGCCUGUUUACUAUGGGAUUGGAUUUGCUAACACACCACGUCAGUCGCAAAUGGGUCAGCCUUUUGCGGAUAUAAAUAUGGACACAAAUUUGAAUGAACUCGCUGCAAGGACGCCAUCUACCGCUCAAGAGCCUGUAAAGACCCUUGUUGGUCAAGUAAUUCAUUUACGCAUACAUGGUGACACCCCAUUCAAGAAAAAAUAUUCAGUGAUGGAGUGGAAAAAAAACCUUCAGUUUUUGCUUCAAUGUUUCUUUAGGUUUCCUCUAUCUAUAACCCUCACUCUUGGAGGAGACGUCAUCUCUAGCCUAGGUGAUUCUGAUCCUUACUGUCUCUGCAGCUCAAGUAUUAUCCCUCAAAAGGACAUUCCAAAGUGGUUCUGUGGGGUGAAAUAUCACACAAAUAAGUUGAAGACCACACUCCCUCCGAAUUUGGAAAAUGAUGAGAACUGGUUGGGAUUUGUUGUCUGUGCUGCGUUUUCAGUCCAUGCGUCCCAAGCUGACGUCCUCAGUUAUCUGGAUUCAGAAAACUAUCCGAAACUUACAUGCCUUUUGCAGUGGGGUUCUGAAAGAGCUUUGAAUCUCAAAGCUGGCAAGAAGUCGAGCAUUGUUCUCAAGAAUGAAUUCAUGUGGUUAUAUCUUAGACGAUUCAUUUGGCUGCGAUACAUACCCCAUCAGAAAUUUAAGGAUCGGUUACAUAUAUCUGAUCACCUAGAGGCUUCAUUUAGGACUGAUUCAAUUUCUUCCAAAGUCUUGAGGAUACAGGAAUGCAGCCUGCGUGUUCUAUACAAAAAAGACGUGGAAGAAUUUAAGCAAACAAUAAUAGAGUGCUUUACCUGCUUCUUUGACAACGAGGAUGUCAUUCGGCCGUAUAUAGGAGAGGAUUCCAGACAUAACAAGUGGCCAAGUCAUGCAGAUGACAGAGAUUCUUAUGGCACUACACCUGUUUGUCAGGGUGAACGAGGUUCUGCAUCCAGUACUUCUCCGGAGUUAAUGCCAUUUUUCAUUGAAACUGAACCUCCAGCUUCAACGGAUUCAAGUUCAACCAAAGUUACACGGCAACUGAGAAUGAUAGAGUCAUCGCUUGAACAACUAUUUCAGCAGGGGGGCAGCGCACGCCACUAUAAUUAUGGCUUUAUUUUAUCUCCUAGAGUCAGAGCAGUUUUGCCGUGGUUUAGUCAUCAAAGCAUUGGGAACGAAGUUAAAAUUAAUGCCCCUCCGGAUUUGUAUAAAGAUAAUAAAUGGGUAGGCUUUGCUCUAUAUGUUGCCUUUACUCAGUCUCCAGGUUCACAUAGUUGCUCUAUGUGUAGUUUGUCUGUCUUCCCAGGACAUUCAGUACAUUCCAUAAACACAUGCCUCGGUGAAGACCAAUUUUCCGGAUCACGGAGACUUUGUUUCUUUCAUAUACCACGUGCGCGCUUCCCUGAGCAGUGUGAUCAGUGUCCUGUCAUUUUUGCUCGGUUUGAUUUCUUUAGCCCAGGUUCGGAGGUUGAAAUGUGUGGGAUCCGUGUAGUGUAUGAUGAAGAUAUAAAAGGGCUAGUCCAAACAAUUACUCAGAGCACUAUCAGGAGUCCUCCGCCUUUUUACUUCUCCCAAGAUGAAAAAACAGAAAUCUUUUCCCCGGGGAGGCUUUUGCUGCCCGUACAUAUGGCCUUGAGUUUGGUUGCUUACUCCAAAGCCUGCAUCCUGCCCACACGAAGCGCACGAAGUCCACUGGUUCCAUCCAUGAAAUUUGGUAAAGUAAACUUGGUCAUACAUGGUGACACUCAAUUCAGGAAAGAUACAACCGAGUGGAAAAGAAACUUCGAGAUUUUGCUUCAAUCUUUCUUCAGGCUUGAUCUGUCCGUAAAACUCGUUCUCGGAGAAGACACCAUCGCUUUCUAUCAGGAUUGCUUCAACCAUGCUUGUCUUUUCCCUCAAAAGAAGAUUCCAGAUUGGUUCAAAGAAAAAUCUCUCACAUCUACGUAUGUGUACCCACUUCCCGAUGAUUUGGAAAGUGACAACAAUUGGAUGGGACUUGUUGUAUGUGCUGCCUUUUCAGUACACCCACUUCCAACUGACCUUGGCAAUUAUAAGGACUCAGAACUCAGUUCUGAUGUUAAGUGCAAUUUUCGGUGGAGUUCUAAUCCUUAUCGAUUCAUUUCUAUCAAUGAGGGUGUGCUCGGCGUCAGGCCAAACAACAAAUUCAUGUGGUUAUCUCGUAGAGGAUUCAUUUGGCUGCAAUUCAUAUCUGGUGAAAUCUUUAGGUUUGCCAUGGAUAAACAUCGUCGUCAACUAGAAGCUUCAUUUGAGAGUGGUUCCCCAGCUUUGUCGGUACAGGAAUGUAGCUACCGAAUCUUAUACAAGCAAGACUUGCAAGAAUAUAAGCAAACAAUUAUACAGUGCUUCGCCUCUGUCUUUGACAACUUGGAUCACAGUCUACCAUAUAAGGAAGACGAUUCUCGACAUAACGAGGAGCCAAUUCAUGAAGAUGAUCAGAUGGACUCUUUAGGAACUACAAGCUUUUCUGAGGACACCCCCCAUGGACGGGAAACAACAGUGGCUCUUCCUGAGAGUGAAACCAGUGGAAAUUCCUUUAAUCGUUUCAACAGCAUACUGUUUGAGCCCAUUUUGUACGACAACAAAACGGCAGUAAUUUUCGCUGAUUUUCGAGGAUGGGAAGAAUGAGAAGGUAAAGCCAGCCCGAGGUGUAUAUCCAGCCCAUGUAUGUUGGUGUUCAGAAAUUCAGUUAGACUUCUUAAUUCACUUGCAUCGACCAUGGCGAUGUUUGGGACAUUGUUGUAUUCGCAGGCGACAGCUAAAAACAAAGCGAACUGAAAAGAAGAAAUAGGAAUACACCGCAGUUUGUCUGUUGUAGCCUUGUAGGUGCUUAGUUUUUUACCUAAUAAACUUUGUGAACUUGCUCUUGUUGUUCAUCAGCUACCAAAUUCCAGGAGUAUGAUCUCUCUCUGAUUUAUCAAAGUGACUGCAUGUCGAUGUCAAAUUUCUGUUAGGAUUGAUGAAUCUUUCUUCUCUGUUUUCACUAGUUCUUGUUGCUGGCUUUGUUUUUGUUCUGAUUAUGUUUAUCUGAGGCUAGAGACCUAACAUGCUGAGUGAAAAAUUUUGCCUUUUGGUU
Rosa chinensis is the source of this 11471-nucleotide messenger RNA. RefSeq lists its product as uncharacterized. The coding region runs from base 140 to 11023 and encodes 3627 amino acids. Gene Ontology annotation, molecular function: ADP binding. The transcript has 13 exons. Gene Ontology annotation, biological process: defense response; signal transduction. The record is from RefSeq and is a predicted model, not a curated record. NCBI's taxonomy places the organism in Eukaryota, Viridiplantae, Streptophyta, Magnoliopsida, Rosales, Rosaceae.